AUGACGUCGCCGUUCGCGACCUUCUCCGCAGCGACCGUCGCGCUCGGUGCAGUACUGGAGCUCGUAGUAGGAGCCCUCGAGGUAGGCGCCGUCGAGCGCGAGGUCCACGGUCUGCUGCUCCGUCGCGGCGCCCUCAGCGGUCUCGACGUCGAUGUCGCGCGGGUUCUCCGCGCAGAGGCGGCCGUUGGCGGCGAGCGCGGCCACGUCCGACGAGUCGCCGGCGUCCGCGGCGUCGCCGGAGGCGCCGGCGCCAAAGUAGACGCUGUAAAAGUAGCGGUCGCCGCGCGCGCCGCGGCCGGAACGCGUGGCCACGACGCAGUCGUAGCUUGCGUCGAACUGGUCGAGCGCCGCGGCGAUUCGGACGUCGGCCGACGGCGUCCCAGCGGCCCGGUUGCCGCCGCUGCGCGCCAGAGCGUGCGCGAGAGCCGCCGCAGCGAAUCUGUCCAGGACGCCCCAGACGUCCUCGGGCCGUCUCGCCACCGGCGCUCUGCCGCCCGCCGGGCAGCCGACGAUUGGCAGCCCCAACCAGCCGCCAAGCGGUCGGUGUCGCGCGCAGUCCGCCGGUCGAGAUCUCGCGCAGCGUUUGAAGCGAUUGCCUUGCGUCGGCGGACACGGAGCACCGCACGCGCUUGGCGCCCAGGAAGCCCGACUCUGAUGUCGAAUGUGCUCAUGGCCUCGAGGCCAAGUCUUGGAGAUCCCUCGUUUGGAUUUACACAUUGUUUGCAAUUGCACGUCACGAUGGGGACCAGUCCCGACGCCUCGUCGGCCGGCGUUGUCAUGGCGCCCUUCGUCCCGCGGCGGCGCGGUGCCCCCGGUGGGUCGCCUGUGUCGGCGGCGGCGCCCAACACCAUCAUGGGGUUCGACGACGAGCAGCGCCCGCCGUCUGCGCCAGGAUCAUCAAAACCUGUGCAGAAUCCGGUGCCGCGGUCGCCGGAGCGGGACUCGCCGGCCAAGAAGAAGCACGCCAAGGAGGUCGUCGCAGCUCUAGAGGAGCACGCGCGCGCGGCGGCCGAGGAGCAGGCGCGGCGCGCGGCGGCCGAGGAGCAGGCGCGCGCGGCGGCCACGGAGAAGGCGCGGCGCGCGGCCGCGGACGCGGCGCGCCGCCGCUUCGAGGAGUGCCGCCGCGGCCUGAAGCCCCUCAAGGGCUUCGACGACCCGUUCUCCACGGGCUUCCUCAGCUUCGGCUUCUUCGCGAGGCGCGAGGGCGGCGACUUCGACUACUACCCGGACCUCGCGGCCUUCAAGAAGGCGUUCAAGGACGACUUCCACUGGAGGCCGUCGGAGACGCCGCGCAACGUGGCCUGGCAGUUGCGGGGCAUGCCGUCUCCCUUGGACCUGUGCAAGGUCUACGCGUCGCUCUGGCCGGCGGACCCGCCGGCGAGCGCGGUCGCCGCCGCCGUCAAGAAUCUCAGGCCCGCGCGCGCCAAGCGCGCCGCGCCCGCGGUCGCCUCGAAGGCGAAGGGCGACCUCCGGGGCCGGCGCGUGGGCUCGCACCUCCUCGGCCGCAUCGUCAAGGUCCUCCGACCAUCCCCCAGGGAGGGCCACUGCCUCGUCGUGGGCGUCGUUUCGGCCGUCGCCGGCGCCGUGUCGAAGCACAGCGGCGACGUCGUCCCGCAGGGGCACUUCGAGGUGGAAUUCGACUUCGACGACGCGUACGCGGGCUUCGUCGACCUCUCGCCCCGCUUCAUCGAGGCGGCGAAGCCGAGCUACGAUGUCCAGGAGACGGUCGACGCCUGGGACUUCUUCUGGGACUUCUCCGACGAGGCCACCGACGCGGUGGAGCGCGAGCCGCCGGCGCCCGUCCCGGAGGAGUCCGGCGCGGCCUCCACGGCGGCCGGGGCCGGCGUGGAGACCGCGACGCCCUUCGGCUUCUACGACCCGGCCCAGGUCGACCCGAGCUUUCGCGCGGCCGCCGUCGACUACGGCGGCGAGGACUUCCGCGAGGCCGUCACGCCCCUCGCGCUGAAGCUCGGCGAGUCCGCCGAGGGCCUCGCGGCGCUCGCGUACGCGCUCGCCGAGGCGAACGUCGCCGUCCUCGGGCCCGGGUCGUCCUACGCCGUCGACGGCGGCGGGCCGCCGGACAUGGCCAUGCUCCCGGCGCGGCACCUGCGCGACGUGCGCGACGGCGGCUGCCUCGAGGCCGCGUUCCGCGCGCUCGACGCGGGCGCGCGCGCGGCGCUGAGCGGCGGCGACGAGGCGGCCAAGCACGGCGCGCUCGCGGCCGUCGCGGGCGCCUGGGCCGACGCGGGCCUCUACGCGCCGCCCGCGGUCUGGUUCGACGACGGCGUCGACCCCGCCGUCGCCGCGGAGCUCGGCACCGUCGCCGCGGAGCUCGGCGCGACGCUCGCCAACUCGCAGGCCGAGGCGACGCACGUCGUCCGCCACGACGCGGCCAUCGACGGCGUGCCCGACGUCGACGGCGCGCCCGACGUCGACAACGCGAGCAUGGACUUCAGCGACCACGGCAUGGACGUCGACCGCGCCGACCCCCAGUACUUCACGACGCUCGUCGUCGACGCGCGGCGGCGCCUCGCGCUCGUGCACUGGUGGUACCUGCCGGACUCCAAGGACGAGUGGAUCCCGCUCGAGCGCGUCGCGGUCCACAUGUACCACCCGGACCUCCCGCCGCGCCAGAUGGACCUGUACGCCAAGGGCCUCGAUUUACGCGUCGCGUGCGGCGAGGACGCGCGCGUCUUCUUCGCGCAGUGCACCUGGAAGGCUCUCCACGCGUUGCUACGCUACGUCUACAACGUCAACAUCAACGUAUUACAAAUCUCCCGUCCUCUGAUGAUCGACGCGCUCUGCGCCGCGGGGAUGUGCGCCGUCGACCCCCGGAAACACGGCGCGCAGAUCACGCAGGUGAACACGAAGAAGUUCCAGAAGCAGUCGAUGAUUGUGAUGCUCCAGACCAUGAAUGUCGCCCGCUCCCAACGCGCCGCCGAGCGGCUCGCCGGCUCGCCGUCGAAGAUGCGCGGCAUCGGCGGGCGGGCUCCCGCUCGGACCGUGGGAGCGUCGUACAAUGUGCUCAGCAGAAAGAAAGCGCACCACUUGUUCAAGCGCCAGUUCCGCCCGUCGGCCGACGAGAUGCCGUCGGCGAAGUACACGCCGGAGGUCGUCGAGUGGUACACCUACACGCCCUACUGGCCGCACGACAAGUUCGACUCGAAGCUGGACUGCUACUGUUGCGCGCGGCUGUACCAGGACACCGGCGGCAUGGUCUUCUGCGAACACGCGCACGUGCCGCUCGCGUCCCUGGUCGCGGUGCGCGACAACGGCGCCUGCCACGUGUGCAACGUCGUCUGGAUCGCCACGUUCGACGACCUCGCCGAGCGCUACGACCUCGACUUGCCGCAGAAACGCUACGUCGCGCGCGCGCUCGCCCAGCACUGGGCCUAG
Messenger RNA from Aureococcus anophagefferens, 3396 nucleotides. RefSeq lists its product as hypothetical. The transcript is spliced from 3 exons. The record is from RefSeq and is a predicted model, not a curated record. NCBI's taxonomy places the organism in Eukaryota, Pelagophyceae, Pelagomonadales, Pelagomonadaceae. The coding region runs from base 1 to 3396 and encodes 1131 amino acids.